CUCUUCUCUAACUUUUCUGUGCUACAACAGAUCCUGGGAAAGCAAGUCUCUAUCAUUCAUCCCCUCUUACACACACUCAGACACACCCACCUCCUCCUUCACGCAGACACACAGUUAUGCACCAUCAUUCUCACGUAAAAUUCAGUCGAUAAUCUCCGAAAACACCGUCGCAGGAUUAUCAAUCACAGAUCAUUUUUUUCCCCCUGACUUGGAUGAACUUUUUUGGUGUAUUUUUAGAGGAUAUUUCUCCCCCGCUCCCCUUUGUCAAGAGGUCGCCUGGAUUGGGGAGAUAACAAUGAUUCAUUUAGCAGCACUGAUAACAACGGCGAAGAGCUGGAGUCGAUGAUUGUGGAGUGGAAUUUAAAGAAGGGAAUUUGCCAAGAGAAGAACAGGGAGGAGCUGGUGAUCGAAGGAGGAAGAGCAUGGGCCGCUCCUCUGUGUGGGUCUUUCUACUGUCCCUUUCUCUGUCUCAUCAAAGCGUCACAGCACAAGCUGAAGCAUGCCGGACCGUGGGGCAAGCGGACAUUGCCUUUCUGGUGGACGAGUCGUGGAGUGUGGGGAGGACCAGCUUCACCAGGGUCAAAGCCUUCGUCUCAACCAUCGUCUCCUCGUUCCAAGAUAAUGUGAUGGGCAAUGAGGGGGUCCGCUUUGGAGUCACUGUCUUUGGCGACGUGCCAAGGAUGCCGAUCGCUUUGACCGACUACAGCUCACUGGAGGAGGUUCUCAGAGCCAUCAACGACCUCCCCUACGAGGGUGGAUCCAGGAGAACCGGAGAUGCCCUCCGGUUCCUGGUUGACCCCGUGUUCAGCCCCGUCAUAAGUCGAGACCACACGCCAAAGAUUGCUGUUAUGAUCACAAACGGACGCUCAGACGACCAGGUCGACGCCGCGGCCAAAGCUGUAGCCGACAAUGGGAUUUCUCUCUUCGCAGUAGGUGUUAGCGGUGCUGAUGAGUCCGAGCUGCAGAGGAUUGUGUCGAAGCCACACGAGGAGCACAUAAUACUGGGCGCUGACUAUGCUCUCCUGGAAAAAAUCCUUCCCAAACUGUCACGCAGAGUGUGUUUUACCGCCUCUGAACCACCACUACCUGUGAAAACCUCUGCACCUGUUGAAGAACCUGUGGUGGGUCCCAAAGACCUGCAGGUGAGCGAGUUGGCUCACAGUUCCCUCCGACUGACAUGGAGCCAGGCCACAGGCGAUGUCACCGGCUAUCGUCUCCUGGUCUACCCGCUCAGCUCCAGCGGACAAGCCUCCCCGCUACAACAGAGACAAGUUGACCUGAAGGCAGAUGUGAGCACGGCAGUGGUGACGGAGCUCACGCCGAAAACCGACUACUCCCUCACUGUCUACGCCAUCUACCCCAGCCUCAUAGGAGACUCCGCGGCGAUCACCGUCCAGACAACCCCUCUGCCUCGGGUAUUGAACUUCCGUGUUAUUGAGGAGGGCCUGUUCUCCCUGCGCCUGGGCUGGACGCAUCCUCUCGGGAAGCUCAACGGAUUCAAGAUCUUCAUCCCAAGAUCCAACCGACCAGGAUAUACUUAUGAGAACUUGCUUCCCGGUGACACCUCUUCUCACAGGAUUGACAACCUGGAAGAGGACAAGAAGUAUACCAUCAGUAUUUAUGCUCUUUACUCCCAAGGACAAAGUGAAACGGUUUCAGUAGUGGGCAGAACAUUGAAGCUGGUACAAGUUCAGAAGUUCCUGGUCGAAAACGCCACCACGGACACUGUGCAGGCGAGGUGGGCAUCAGUUAAGGGGGCCUCGGGGUACCGUCUGACAUGGGAAUCCCCAGACGGCCACAUAGAGAACAUAAACCUCGGGGACAACUUUAACUUCUACAUGAUCCAGGGCCUCCACUCAGCCUCUGAGUACACCAUCACCAUCAACCCCAUCUUUGGAGACAUCGAGGGUCCCAUCACCUCCACCAAAGUCAAGACAUUGGAAAGCAGCGCGGUGCAAACGUUGAAGGUGUCUGCUGUUAGCACCAGCAGUGCUGUUGUCUCAUGGAACAGUGUCCCAGGAGCCACCGGGUACAGACUGGCCUGGGGACCCACCCCAGAGUUUGUUGGUCGGGACCGUCCCAGGCAGUUGGCUCUGAAUGGCAGCACCACUGAGCACCAGCUGAAGAAUGUAGCGCAUGAUACCGAGUACGUCCUGUCUCUCUACGUGCUCUUUGGACCUUCGGUGGGACCCGGUAUGAGUGCCACCUUCAGAACUUCUCCGUUGGGCUACGUGUCCAACUUCAAGGUGUCGUCGUACACCAGUACCUCCAUAGAUGUAGAGUGGAGUCCGAUUGUUGGAGCUACUGAGUACAAACUGUCUUGGACCACAGGUGACAGCAGCCCUCGGUCCCAUUACCUGGAACGUAGUGCUCUUUUCCAUCGUAUCACAGACCUGAACCCACAGUCCACGUACACAAUCACUAUUUGUGCAGUUUAUGGCAACUCAGAGGGACCAGAAAUUUCAUUAUCUCAGCUCACAGCUGCUUUCUCGGGUUCGCAGCCAAUCCCGGCAGUUAGGGAAGUGAAGGUUGUCGACAUCGGGGUCAACUUCUUCACCCUGUCGUGGAGGAAAACAAAAGGGGCAUCUGGGUACAAAAUCUCCUGGAUCCCCUUCCUUGGGGGAGAUGAGAAGUCCCAGGUGGUGUCUGCCGCAUCCACCACCUACACCAUCGGCAAGCUGCGGGAGAGCUCGGCUUAUAAGAUCCAGGUGUCCUCCGUGGUGGGCAACAGGGAGGGAAGCCCACUCCUGCUCACUGCACGCACCUUGGAUCUUCCCAAGGUGAAUGGCUUUGCUGCUCUUAACACCACAGACAGCAGCACUGUUCUGAACUGGACGCGUGUGGAUGCUGUUUCUGGAUACCUUCUCUCCUGGAGGCACAUUUCAGUGUUAGAGACCAAAACAGAGACCCUGGGCCCAGGUUUCAGCUCCUAUAAGAUCAGGGAUUUGCUGUAUGGGAGAACCUAUAUUUUUACCAUCAGGCCUUUGUAUGGAGAAAUGGAGGGGCCUAUAAGCACCGUGUUUCAGAGAAUAGUGGGACAGGAUCCCCCGGCGGUGACGGUCCAGCCUGUGCCAGCCACAGCCGCCCCUCCCAUCACGACCGCCUCCAUCACCAACACCAGGGUCCCUCACGCAGUCACAAGGACCACCCGGCACCCCAUCGCUGCGCCGCCAACGAAAUCCAUGACCACCGAGAAGCCUCCGGAUCAGCCCAGUGUCUCUGUAGCGAAAGCGGCAGAAGUCCCCUCAGUUCCAUCAACCACACCUCGUGCAGCUCCACCGAAACAUGUGUGCGGUAAGACCAAAGCAGACAUAGUUUUCCUCGUGGAUGAGUCCUCCAGCAUUGGCGCCAACAACUUCAUCAAGAUGAAAGACUUCAUGUUCCGGGUGGCCACGUACUUCCCCAGCAUUGGUCCUCAGGGGACACAGAUCGCCGUGGUUCAUUACAGUGAUGAGCCUCGAAUUGAAUUCCGUCUAAGUGACUUUAAAGACAGAAACUCGUUGCUCAAGGCGCUCAGAGCACUACGUUACGCAGGAGGCAACACCAGAACAGGAAAAGGCAUCAGCUACGUUCUGCAGGAGCUAUUCCAGGAGUCUCUGGGGAUGAGGCAGGAUGUGGCCCAUAUUCUGGUUCUGAUUACGGAUGGCAGAGCCCAGGAUGAUGUGCUUCCACCCUCCAGAGUUGCACGUGCUCUGGGUGUCAGCGUCCUGGCCAUUGGAGUUUCUAAUGCAGACAUGGAGGAGCUGAAUAAGAUAGCAGCACCCACCAGCUACAAAAACAUCUUCUACUCACCAACCUUUGAUGACUUCCCUUCCAUAGAGAGAGAAUUCAUCAAUGUCAUCUGUAAUGAGGAGGUCCUUUCAGAGUUCAAACUUAAUGAUGAGUCCGCUCAGCUGGACACCCCGACUGAGGACCCAGAGGAGCUGCUUAAGGCUCAGGGUCCCUGCGCCUCUCAGUGUGUGAAGGGUCAGAAAGGGGAACCGGGAGGUGGUUCUGGUCUCGGCGGUCUGAGAUUUCGGCAAAGCCCAGGACAGUAUGAUCCUUUUACUUCAACCAAAGGAGAAAAGGGAGAAAGGGGGCCUCCUGCAACCGAUGGUAUUCCUGGGUUGCCAGGACGACCAGGGAGACCCGGACCCCCGGGUUCUGCUGGCCAACGGGGCCCUCAAGGCGCACACGGUGAUAUGGGUCCACAUGGGUUCACUGGUCCCAAGGGACAGAGAGGAGAGAGAGGAGAGCCUGGAUAUGUCAUAGCUGGCGCCGAUGCAAAUUUCGUUCCUGGUCGUAAAGGAGAGCCGGGCUCUUCGGGUCCCCAGGGGCCUGCUGGCGUACGAGGUGUCAAUGGAGCUCCAGGGCUACCUGGCCAACCAGGAUCACCGGGCCCACCAGGACUCUCUGUUAAGGGAGAUCCUGGGGAGCUGGGAGCAAAAGGCUUACGUGGGAAGCCGGGUGUGAAAGGAGACAAAGGAGAUUCGGGAAAAGAUGGUCUUGCCGGUUUGCCCGGCCCUAUUGGCAUUGAUGGGGUGCCAGGCUUACCAGGCCUGAUAGGAGAGAAGGGUGAAGAGGGAAUUGGUAUACAAGGUAUUGAAGGUCCUCGUGGAGAGCCGGGAGAGAAGGGAAAUAUUGGCUUAUCGGGACCAGUUGGCCCAAAGGGUGAUCGUGGAGAACAGGGCAUCCAAGGAAUCAUCGGACCCCGGGGAAAGAAGGGAUUCAAUGGGGAACAAGGGAACAAGGGAGAACAAGGAGAGAUGGGACCAAGAGGACCACAAGGACCCACAGGAUUUACAGGGCCAUUAGGGUUAAAAGGAGAUGAGGGUCCAAGGGGACCCCCUGGCGAUCCUGCAAAGGGCAUAAUUGGCCCAACUGGAAACAAGGGGGCCAGGGGAGAUGUUGGUCCAGUAGGCAUCACAGGUCCCCAGGGGAUAAAGGGUGACCGAGGAGACAAAGGAGAAAUGGGAAGUCCCGGUUUUGGGGUUCCAGGACUGCGGGGACAAAAGGGAGAAAAUGGAGAGAGGGGAAAUAUUGGUUUGUCAGGAAAACCAGGACCAAAAGGGAACGAUGGCUCUAAAGGGGAACGAGGCCCCAUUGGGUUAUCCGGCAAUCCUGGAGAACCAGGAUUAAGAGGUAAAGAUGGUGCAGCUGGAGCUAACGGAGCACAAGGACCAAAGGGAGAGCAGGGAUCACCUGGAGAGCCUGGGGACAGAGGAAUUAGGGGUCCACUGGGGUUACCAGGGCGACCAGGGGACCACGGAGGCAAAGGAGAUACUGGAACGCCUGGCCUGUCUGGCACUGAUGGAAAGAAGGGCGACAAAGGGGAACAAGGAAAGCCUGGACCUCCGGGAGGACAAGGUGUUGCAGACCACAACAUACUGACCAGAGUUAUCAAGGGUGAGCCAGGAGAGCCUGGUCAGUCUGGUUUGAGAGGAGAAACCGGUCUGCCGGGACCUAGAGGUCCAGAGGGGAAACCUGGAGCACCAUCUCUGGGUGUUUCUGGAAGAGAGGGACUUGAUGGUUUACCAGGAAAACCGGGAAUGAAGGGUGACCAGGGGAAAAAAGGAGAACCUGGUCUGAGGGGGGAUAAAGGAGACCAAGGACGAGGUGGGAUUGCCGGGAUGCCUGGUUUACCAGGAACGCCAGGGAGACCUGGCAUUGACGGGAAGAGAGGCCUGCAAGGAAAAGAUGGAGAGCGAGCACCGAAAGGAGAAGAUGGCAAAAAGGGGGACAAGGGGGACACGGGUGCAAAUGGUAAAGAUGGCAGCAGGGGGGAACCAGGACCUCCAGGUCAACCCGGCAAGCAGGUGCUCGUCACACCAGAGAGCGCCGCCAUUGAUGAAAUGCGAGAAGCAUUUCCUGUUCCAAUGGGUCCGCCAGGAGCGACUGGCUCACCGGGAUUGAAGGGGGAUAAAGGAGAAAGGGGCCUGAAAGGAGAAAUGGGUGACGCUGGAGCUCCGGGGAAAUCUAUUGAGAUGAAGGAAAUCGAAGUGAUGUUUGAAGCCUACGGUAUAAGGCUGCCUUUGCUCAAGACUUUGAUUGACAGGCUGCUGCAGGAUGGAAUAGAGGAGCUUCUUCAUGUGCUCGGCAACUCCAAGAAAACAAAAGAAAAUACAGAAACUCACACCUCCAACGUCAUCACUGAGUACACGAGUUCAGUGAAGUUUGACCUCACCAGCGAGCCGCAGAAAGAGUUGGACACCACCCAGGAGCCGGAUUCAAACGGGUCGCUGACCGUCGAUCUUCUAAGGGGAGCCGCAGAGGGGCCGACUUUAUGGACCGUCACCACCCCGAACGGAGAGCAGGAGCUCCACAGGGAUGACGCCAGGUUAAAGGACUCCGGAGGCAAAGAGAUAGCAGAUUAUGAUCGUGAAGGCGCAUCAUCCCUGCAAAUGAAUCUGACAGUAGUCAACUCAACAUUCAAUUCUACAACUACACAGGAGACGGUUGCAGGUUUGCCGGAUACCGUGGCGGAGACCGUUGUCCUCAUUCAGGAUUCACUGAAGAAGACCUCUGGACAAAAGAAGAAGAACAGGGAACGUGGGAAGGGCAAAGGAAAUCAAGGACGGCAUAAGAGGCAGAGACAACGCCUGGCAAGUGAUGGGGACAAGCAAGAAGAAGAGGAAGAAGAGGAGUUUUAUAACAGCGAAGAAAACAGUUAUGAAUACGAGGAAGAACUUUCCCCAUCUGACUCUUCGGGUCACCAGGAGAAGAACAACAGCAGAAAGGAGGAACAAUUGCCCACACCCCGUCCUGCUCAGACAGAAACAUUGGUGGGAGCCUCCAGUCAUCCGCCAACAUCCUCUGCAGACAGACACAUAGAUGCAGAGGAUGAAGUGUCACUUCCCACACCGCCCGUCACAACAGAAGAACCAGACGAGGAUGUCUCUUAAGUCCCAAGACAUUGUGACGAUAGGGUGAUAAGCAUUCAUAAGAAAGGCCACACUGCACCGAACGUGUGAAUAAACUGAAGUGUUUUGCUGGUGAGGAGCCCUCAACCUGACCAACACGAGGAAGGACUUCUUUCCACACAGAGACCAUGUCACCCAAUCAAACAUAUUGACAUUGCGAAGUUCAUAUCUUUAUUUUGAGCAGAGAUGUGUAGAAAAUCAGGCACUGUUGAAUGUUCCAUAUAUUUUGUUUUCUUCAUUUUGUGCAAUGUAAACCUCAGUGUAGCCUACAUCUUGUCUACAACUCAAUUUAUUUAUUCAGACAAAUAUUUCUCUGUAAUGAAUCGGGUUAAACACAAAGGUUAUGCCACCAAAUUCAAUAUAUCUCCUUUUGACAAGUUGUACGGGAAUUUUAUUUAUUGAAACUUGGAAUAUGUUGUGUGUUUACUUCACCUUUGAACGCCAACAAUGUGUAGUGGCACUAUAAUCUUAUCUGUAUCCAGGUCAUACACUCUUUUCACUGGUGAAAUUUUCUCUGUGUUUAACUUUGCUGUGCAUGAAUCUUCAGUAAAAGAAUAUUUGAAUAAC
Messenger RNA from Gasterosteus aculeatus aculeatus (three-spined stickleback), 7466 nucleotides. NCBI's taxonomy places the organism in Eukaryota, Metazoa, Chordata, Actinopteri, Perciformes, Gasterosteidae. The record is from RefSeq and is a predicted model, not a curated record.